Messenger RNA from Coregonus clupeaformis (lake whitefish), 2713 nucleotides. Its product is annotated as actin-related protein 2/3 complex subunit 1B. The coding region runs from base 183 to 1325 and encodes 380 amino acids. NCBI's taxonomy places the organism in Eukaryota, Metazoa, Chordata, Actinopteri, Salmoniformes, Salmonidae. Gene Ontology annotation, biological process: Arp2/3 complex-mediated actin nucleation. The record is from RefSeq and is a predicted model, not a curated record. Gene Ontology annotation, molecular function: actin filament binding. Gene Ontology annotation, cellular component: actin cytoskeleton; Arp2/3 protein complex. The transcript is spliced from 10 exons.
CCCCUCCCUCUCUUCUACAGAAGUGUCUGUUCCCUCUCUCUCUCCUCUGUCGGUAGCGUUCGCGUCGACUGGCCAGAGUCCGCGAGCUGUCCUCUCCAUUCAUCCCUCUAUCUCAGAGAACUACAGAAGCCUCUGUCCAUUGGCUCGUCUCACUUUCUGGUUCUGCAGAAUCCUUAUUGGCCAUGGCUUACCACAGCUUCCUGCUCGAGCCAAUCAGCUGCCACGCCUGGAACAAGGACCGGACCCAGAUUGCUCUGUGUCCCAACAACCACGACGUCCACAUCUAUCAGAAGGAUGGGACCAAGUGGACCAAGAUACAUGAACUGAAGGAGCACAAUGGACAGGUCACAGGUAUAGACUGGGCUCCAGAAAGUAACCGUAUCGUGACCUGUGGGACGGACCGUAACGCGUACGUCUGGUCUCUGAAGGGGGAGGCGUGGAAACCCACCCUGGUCAUCCUCCGUAUCAACCGGGCUGCUCGCUGCGUCAGCUGGUCUCCCCGGGAGAACAAGUUCGCUGUGGGCAGCGGAUCACGGCUCAUCUCCAUCUGCUACUUCGAACAGGAGAAUGACUGGUGGGUCUGUAAGCACAUCAAGAAGCCAAUCCGUUCCACCAUACUCAGUCUGGACUGGCAUCCCAACAACGUGCUGCUGGCGGCUGGAUCCUGUGACUUCAAAUGCAGGGUGUUCUCGGCCUACAUCAAGGAGGUGGAGGAGAAGCCCGGCCCCACAGUGUGGGGGUCCAAGAUGCCCUUUGGGGAGGUUAUGUUUGAGUCUGGGCCCUCAGGGGCGGCUGGGGAGGGGGCAGGAGGGGGAUGGGUUCACGGGGUCUGUUUCUCCCACAGCGGGAACCGCCUGGCCUGGACAUCACAUGACUCUACUGUGGCGAUCGCAGAGGGAGGCAAGACCAGCACUAUCAGCAGUCUGAUCUCUGAGACCCUUCCUCUGCUGUGUGUCAGCUUUAUCACUGAAAACAGCCUGGUGGCUGCCGGUCAUGACUGCUACCCAGUGCUGUUUGUGUUUGAUGGUGCGAAGGGCUCUGUAACCUACGGAGGGAAGCUGGACGUUCCCAAGCAGACGUCUCAGAGAGGGAUCAGCGCCAGGGAACGCUUCCAGAACCUGGACCGCCGAGGUUCGUCCUCCGAGACCACCGAGCAGGGACUGGAGAGUCUGCACAAGAACAGCAUCAGUGGGGGUCAGAUCUCUGCACUAGAGGGAGGAAAGAGUAAAUGUUCCAAGUUUUGUACCACUGGGAUGGACGGAGGAAUGGUCAUAUGGGACGUCAAGAGUCUGGAAUCUUCCAUGAAGGACCUCAAGAUAGUCUGACACUAGGGCAUUGACCCUCUGUCGACCAGCCAACCAGCCGGGAUAUGAAGACAUCUCACCUCUUUGCCUUUCUGCUUCUCUGUCCGUCUGUCCGUCUGCUGCUGCUGAAGCCAACUCCUGUCUGUCCGUGUCACUCUACCCCCGUGGCUCUGCAGCCGCGUCGUGCCACGUGGACUCGCGUAAAGGAGUUGACUGAAGCAGCACUCGAACUGUCGCCUUUUUUUAGAAUAACGCGUAGCCUCAAUCUGUGAAUAUUACUGUGACUCCGGGACCAAAGACCACCAGCUCAAGCCUGUUUUCUCUCCCUCCCUGUCUGAAGUGUGCGCUCGUUUCACUCCGCCUUCCUUGGUUUUUAGAAGGAUUGGAUGGCGUCAGGCGUAGCUAGGGGGAGUGUCUUGUCACCGUCUUACUCCAGUUCAUUUUUUUUUUUUUUUUUUAGAAGCGUACAGCGGCACACUGCAGUGAGAAGACAGGUGGAACCGAUUAGACUGUUACUAUGACACGUCUCCCUUCCAAAUGACACCCUUCUUCCUUUAUAUAGUGCACUACGUUACACCAGGACCCAUAGGGCACUGGUCAAAAAGCAGUGCACUAUUAUAGUCCAGGGAAUAGGAUGCCAUUUGGGAUGCAGACUUUUUUGUAUUUUUUUUUCUCUCCUUCCAGGAAGUGCUUGUUGAGCGAUGUUCUUCUGUUCCAUCAGGGAUUCUAUACUGCUUUUAGUUGUACCUGGACAUACAGUUGUGCUCUAAUAUACUGCCUGGGUUCACUUUGGCUUUUAAAAUGUAGUUGAAAUUGAUUUUGUUUUUUUGUGUUCACACAUGGUAUUUUGUUGGAUUUACAGCACAGGACCAAGAAAAUAAAUAAAAUCUUCAAAAUAAAUAAAAAAAACGGCCUGGAACUUAAACCGUUAUAAAAGGAAGACUGCAGUUUUGAAAAAGUGCAGUAAAAGUGCAGUAACUGCAGCCUACUGCGGUAUUUUGGACGCAGUAAUUACAGGAUAGUUGCAGUUACUGCACUCUGACUGCAGUCUUUUUGUCGUAAGGGAAAUUAUUCAGAAUUCUAAUUUUAAUUUGGUUGGAGGCGGACGGUUCUCGUUUGCGGUGUAAUGGAUCAUAUCUGUGGUCAGUUGCAGAUGCCUACUGGGUAAAAAAAGCCAUUCAACCAGUUUUGAAAAGAGAAAACGGAACUAACUUUCUGCUCCGUUGAACUCCAUUAUCGAGUGCCAAUAUAUUAGAGCGCAACUGUAGCUAUUGGAGUUAUUAUAAUAGAAAGCCUCAAAGUGGAAUGCUACAGCAGGUAUAAUCAUGAAAAAAAGCCAAGCAGCAGUACCUGUUUUUAAAUGCUUAUGCUGGUCAUAAUAUGCAUUGAAUAAAUGAUUUACUAUCAUA